Seriola aureovittata is the source of this 3805-nucleotide messenger RNA. RefSeq names its product mevalonate kinase (gene mvk). The record is from RefSeq and is a predicted model, not a curated record. Gene Ontology annotation, cellular component: cytoplasm. The transcript is spliced from 10 exons. Lineage: Eukaryota; Metazoa; Chordata; Actinopteri; Carangiformes; Carangidae. Gene Ontology annotation, biological process: isoprenoid biosynthetic process; cholesterol biosynthetic process. Bases 322 to 1518 code for a protein of 398 amino acids. Gene Ontology annotation, molecular function: ATP binding; mevalonate kinase activity.
AUGUUGGAAACGGAACCUGUCUUGCUCUUGGUGUGUCAGCUGUGUUUUUAACAUGGUUUUAUCACGCCGCGCUGAAAGGAGUGUGAUCUUAGAGCAUCCCCCUGGUUUUAGACCGUAAAAGUUUUUUUCUAGCUUUGCUAAGCCCCUUAUAUUCGUCGAGCGUUCCUGAAAAGCGCAGACCUCUUGGGCAGAGCUGUCGACUGCUUGUUGCUGCUGUAGAGGAUUAACCUUAGCUAGAGGUGGCCGAGCUAGCCUGUAAUAACAACACUGUCAGAGAUAAGUUGAAGCAGCUCCAGACACGUUGUGCACUUUGUCACAGAAAUGCCAGCCAAUGACUUCUUCGUGUCUGCUCCUGGGAAGGCGAUCCUCCACGGAGAGCAUGCAGUUGUGCAUGGAAAGGUGGCUCUUGCUGUCAGUUUGAACCUGAGAACAUAUUUACGAUUGGAGACCACUACUACUGGCAAAGUGUGCAUCAACCUCCCAAAUAUCGACACAUUUCUCUGCUGGAACCUGACAGAGCUGAAGCAGCUUCUUCCUUAUUCUUGUGCAGCUAAGGGGGAGGAGAUGAAACGUCUGGAUCCUGAACUUGUGCAGAGACUGCGUGAAUUUGUCGGUGUAACAAAUGGAAACCUGGAUACUUGCAACAUGGCAACCUUAUCCUUCCUCUACCUCUACCUCUCACUGUUUGGAUCAAGCGAGCUGCCCAGCCUGACCUUGUCUGUGUGGUCGGAGCUUCCGACUGGAGCGGGACUGGGUUCGAGUGCUGCCUACUCAGUGUGUUUAGCUGCAGCUCUGCUCAGUGCAAGAGGAGCCAUUCCCACUCCUCUCAAAGAGUGGGAUCACACUGGCAGGUGGUGUCAGGAGGACCUGGAGCUGAUCAACAGCUGGGCUUUUCAAGGGGAAAUGAUCAUCCACGGGAAUCCUUCAGGAGUAGACAACGCUGUAGGAACAUGGGGGGGCAUGCUGAGAUUCUUGGCUGGGAAGAUAAUACCACUGAGCAGGGUGCCAUUAUUAAGAAUCCUCCUCACUAACACCAAAGUACCACGUAGCACCAAGGUACUUGUUGCCAGGGUGAAGGACAAAAUUAACAAGUUUCCCUCAAUCAUGACCCCUGUACUUGACUCAGUUGAUGCCGUUUCCUGCACUUGUGAGAAAGUCCUUUCAGAGAUGACCUCUGAGCCCAUCACAGGAGAGCACUACAAUAUUCUAGAGGAGCUCAUUGACAUUAACCAGCACCAUCUGAAUGUGAUGGGGGUGGGACACCCUGCCCUGGACACACUGUGUCGGGUCACGCUGACCAGAGGGCUCCACAGCAAGCUAACCGGUGCAGGGGGUGGAGGCUGUGGCAUUACACUUCUGAGACCAGAAACGGACUCCGUCGUUGUCCAGAGUACAGUGCAGGACUUGAGAGACUGCGGCUUUGACUGCUGGGAAACAAGUAUUGGGGGACCGGGUGUCCAGCAGCACGCUCCUUUGUCUGUUAAGGAGGAAGUUCUGGAGAUUUUAAACCAAUACUGACACUCACCCGUGGCUGAACAAGAGGACAGACGGGCUGUUUGACUGUCUGUCGGUACCUUGUCAGGACCUGAGGUGUGCUGAACUAAUGAAGUGGGCCAAGGGACGUUUGACACUGAGCAGAGCUGGACAGAGCUGCCUGGAGUGAUUAAUCUUAGAUUUUCCUGACUGAAAAACAAUGUAAUCUAAAGUGUAGAAAACAACAAGUCAACUGUGUUGAGUGCUUGCUUGUAAAAUUUACUGGGCUGCAAACCCGUGUGCUGAGCUCUUUGUCCGCUAGAUGGCAGCAGAGUUGCACAAGUGCUUUUUUAUUAAACAGGAGUUAUGUUAAGAGGCUCUGUUAAAAUUGAUGAAUAUGUAAGUGAAGCACUGGCAGGAUUCAUUUAUAUUUUCAUCCAUGUUUAAAGUAGCAGGGCCAACCUAAUUUAAUGGAUUAGAUGAUCGUCAGUCAUUAAUGACCCACUCCUGACAUUAUAUCAUGCAAGUGUUGUGGGAUAACAGCUAUUGUGAAAGUGAUCAUUUUGUAGGAUUUAUUUCAUAAAUAAUGAUAACAAUGGAGGAAAAGAUUGAUGAAAUAAUUUUCUUUGGAGGGAUCAGGGGCAUUAACAAAACACAAUGACUACUAUUCAAUUUUUUUUCUUCAUAGUUCUACAAAGAGAUUUAUGAAAGUAACUGUACAUUGAUAUUUCUCUUCUCAUGAACAGUGAUGGUGAGAAUAUUUCUCUCAAUAAGCCAAAGCCAGGAAAUAAUAAUGUCAUGAAUAUAUUCAGAGAAUUAUUCACAUGUAAUGUCAGACUUCACACUAAUGAAUUAUCAUUAUCAAGACUGCUUCAAACAUAACUUAAAAACAUUACUGUGUAAUGCUGCAUUGCUCUUCAAUUUUGCUCCAAAUUUAACAUGUAGAUAUGUUGAAAUGUAAAUGUAUGCUAAAACUAAAUUCAAGUCUCUUUUCUAUCUUAAAGAUCUGUAAUAAUUUGGUAAAAUAUUCUUCCUAUUUCAGUUUUAUGCGUUGUUCAUUUCUGCAGUUAAAGAGUAAGUGGCUGAUUUGUUGUGCUAGUAGAGGAUGGGGAGAGGGGGACAGCAGGAGUGUGUGGCCUCUCUGGAGCCUCUGGAUUAGCGCCACUAUAAUGUGAAUCAACAACAACCAGCGUCCUUCUGUGAGUCACACAUUUGUGCUGACACACACGCACACACACACACACACACACACACACACACACACACACACACACACACACACACACACACACACUCACUCACUCACACUCACUCCAGCUUUCCCAAAUUCUUCUCCACCUAAUCGCUCAUCCUCCUAAGCAUUACAAAAUAUUCUGCAAAUGCCGCAGAUACAGAAGACGGAUCUGUUUAGAAUAUGCCUGAUUUGGGGAAAAGGUCAUUGUGGGAUUCAGUUGAGUUUGAAUAUCCAUUUCAUUUUCUAUUUUUUAAAUGUCAUGAAGAUUGAGUAGUACAAAUCUGGCAGUGUACGUGAAUAAAUGACAUUCGUCACCCUCCCUCCUUUUCCGCCUGGCGCCCCCUCUGUCCUCUUGAAUUGUGUCAUCUUUAUGUCAGGGCAGCCCCCCGUCAGCGCACUGCACAGUUGCCCCUAACCCCUGCUGGAAUUUAAUUACCACUGCGCUUUUCCAUUGAAAUGGCAUUGACAAGGGGGGACAAGAGGGAGACAACAGAGCCCGUUUCAUUUGAAGCCCCUCUCUUUCUUUUUCUGUCUUAUUCUCUCUCACUCCUUUUACCCCUGGAAGGCACAGAUGGUAUUUUUUUUUUUUUUUUAUCAGUGUCAGCGCCUGCUUCUUUCUGCUCUGAUGAAUAGAAUCUAAGGAGGCCCUGAGAUUAUUUCAGAUAACAGAGGGAGUGAGGAAAGGGGGUCAAGGAUAGAGGGAGAAUGUCAGAAUCAGAGGGAUACAGUGAAAACAGUGUGCUGUCCCAAGAGUGAAGAGGGAGAUGAACAAAUCAUUUAACAUUUAACAUUUAGACAGUUCGUCUGCAUGGAUCAAUGCGGGAGAAUCAAGGAUGUAUAAUUCAUUUUGUCCAAGCAGGAGGAAGGAAAUGUUGAAUGUGAAUUUGCUGAGUGGUCAUGCUCACUGUGGCACAGUCCCUCUGGUCCGUCAGUCGACUUUUGAAAUGCUUGUCAGGAACCAUUAAGUUUGAAUACAGAAUUAGACUUGACUGACAAGAUAUCAUGUUGCUCAUGGCCACUGGUUUUACUAACAGGGAGUCGGUGUGUGUAUGACUUCCUACAGUGAGCAUUUUCAUUUACAUAAAUAGGAUCUCUGGA